Molecule: messenger RNA, 2015 nt
Organism: Magnolia sinica
Lineage: Eukaryota; Viridiplantae; Streptophyta; Magnoliopsida; Magnoliales; Magnoliaceae
Product: protein DETOXIFICATION 56
Exons: 1
Coding region: 281-1813 (510 amino acids)
Biological process (GO): xenobiotic detoxification by transmembrane export across the plasma membrane
Cellular component (GO): membrane
Molecular function (GO): xenobiotic transmembrane transporter activity; antiporter activity
Source: RefSeq, a predicted model, not a curated record
GAUUAACAAUCUGGGUCAUUGAAUCAUGGGCCCCACUGGUACAAAACUAAAGACCCGAGGAAAGUCUCCAUAUCCUAUGGCCAAGGACCAUAUAAACCCCCCUCAUUUCCCUACAUAAGCAUAACCGCUAACAUAAUCCCACCAGCACUUCUCAUGCAUUGGCCGUUGCUAAAAAAAACUUCUCCCACACGAAAUCCAUGCACGCAUUUAAAUCUUAUCAUACCUCAACGUAUCAUCUUCUAGCCAAACCCACCCCAUCUGGCCUUCUUACUCAUCCACCAUGUCUACUACCACUUUAGAAAAUAAGCCAAGAGAACACUUCCAAAACUCAUCCCAACCAUCCAAUCCAACAAUUCCAAAAUGUCCCACCAAUCUCAAACACAUCAUCCUCUCCGAAUUAAGAAACCAGCAAGGGAUUGCCAUCCCAUUGGUAGCCAUGAACCUGACAUGGUUCGCAAAGAUCGCCAUCACAACGGUAUUCCUAGGCCGGCUCGGUGAGCUCCAGCUUUCAGGAGGAACGCUUGGGUUCACCUUCGCAAACGUGACCGGCUUCUCCGUCCUGGCAGGUAUCUGCGGCGCCAUGGAACCCGUCUGCGGUCAGGCUUAUGGGGCCCAGAAUCACAAGCUCCUCCACAAAACACUCGUAAUGACUACCAUUCUCCUUCUCUUAGCCACACUGCCUAUUACUUUCUUGUUUCUGAACGUGGAUAGAAUCCUAAUACAUUUCGGCCAACAUAGAGAAAUCUCAACCGUCGCAAGGAUUUACGCAACGUAUCUCAUUCCCGACCUGGUUGUAACUUCAUUCCUAUGUCCUCUCAAAGCUUACUUGAGUUCACAAAGCAUAACUCUUCCUAUCUUAUUCAGCUCAGCUCUUGGAGUCGCCUUUCAUGUCCCCAUCAACAUCUUACUGUCGAACGCCAAAGGCCUUGAAGGAGUGGCUAUGGCAGUUUGGUCUACUGAUCUAAUCAUCACAAUUAUACUAGCCUUCUACGUGUUGGUGUCUGAAUGGAAACAGAGGAAGGUGUGGGACAUUAGCGGGUGGUGGGACCAGGGCUUGCACGACUGGGUCCGUCUUCUUAAGCUUUCUGGACCAUGUUGCUUGACCACAUGCCUCGAGUGGUGGUGCUACGAGAUCUUGGUCUUGUUGACCGGCCACCUACCUGACGCUAAACAGGCGGUGGCGGUUAUUGCCGUGGUUCUCAACUUCGACUACUUGCUAUACUCCGUCAUGCUGUCGUUGGCCACAAGCGUUUCCACACGUGUAUCAAACGAGCUCGGGGCAAACCGGGCUUGGGCUGCGCAGGAGUCUGCUUACGUGUCUUUGGGGUUAAGCGUAGUCAUGGGCUGCCUCGGAGGGAUGACGAUGGCGUUUGUGCGGGGUCCAUGGGCCUUGUUGUAUAGCCAUGAUAAGGGGGUUGUGAGAGGGGUGAGGAAGAUGAUGCUUUUGAUGGCUUUGGUGGAGGUGGUGAACUUCCCUUUAGCUGUUUGUGGGGGGAUAGUUCGAGGGACGGCUAGGCCUUGGUUGGGUAUGUAUGCUAAUCUCGGUGGGUUCUACUUGCUGGCCUUGCCUUUGGGUGUGGUUCUGGCUUUCAGGGUCGGGCUUGGUCUUGGUGGGUUGCUGUUGGGGUUCUUGGCAGGGAUGACGGCUUGCACCGUGUUGUUGACAGCGCUGGUUGCGAGGAUUAAUUGGGUUGAGGAAGCUGGAAAUGCACAGAAGCUUGCCUGUGGUAGAGAAACGGUUGGUGGUGAUGAAGGUGGAGAAGCUGAUGGAGUGGGCCCUGAUACCAACAAAGUGUUGCUGAGUAUACAGUGAUAGUAUUAACAUUUCUUUCUUUCUCUCAAACGAGGCCAUCAAAGAUUCAAAUUGUAAAUAGUGGGGUCCAUGAUUCAGUGAUCCAAACUGUUGAUAUGAUGGGUCCCACUUUGGAUGAUCCAUGCAUAAAAGACAGUUAAAACUGUAAUUGCGGAAUUGACGUCGGAUCGUCUAUGCAUCAACAAUGGAGAUUCAACGCCAU